Messenger RNA from Temnothorax curvispinosus, 2134 nucleotides. RefSeq lists its product as uncharacterized. The record is from RefSeq and is a predicted model, not a curated record. Lineage: Eukaryota; Metazoa; Arthropoda; Insecta; Hymenoptera; Formicidae. The transcript is spliced from 5 exons. Bases 373 to 1914 code for a protein of 513 amino acids.
UAUGACAAUUGACGGAAAUGUAUUUGUAUUAUUAAACGUUGUGAAAAGACAAGAAGAUAUUUACCUGAUUACAAACAAGUUUAACAAAAAAGAAAAUUUUUAUACAUAUCCUUUCCCUUCAUCUCUUAUUCGGAUUUUUAAAGUGUCAAAUCUGGGUGACCAAAGAAUUGUACUACCAUUGACAAAUAUUCAAUCAAAAUGUUGGUUAAUACCCUACAAAGAAUUUUUUGUUUCAGUUCCUCUUUUGCAUUCUAUGCCUAUGUUUUAAUUUUUUAUUAAGCAUUAUGUACAGUAAUACAAGCAACUUUUAAAUAUUAGUAUUUUCCUUUACAUUUGUAUUAUUUCAGUUUGUCGUUUUAAAAUUUGUACCUGAUGAUUAUCGACAACGAUAAUAUUUACUACGAUAUCGGCCUCACAAAGUGGUUGAUUGAAGUGAAUGAAGAUAUGGAAGGUGAGACAUAUUGGCCACCGAAUAAUGUUGAAGCUGGAAGCUUGGUCCGUAAAGAAGUAAAUGCAGACAAAACCUGGCCUAAAUACCGUGUAUAUGUUAAGAGAUAUCACGAUGAAUAUAUAAAAGCAAGAAACAAUGUUCAAGGAAUUACUAAACAUGAUGAUUCUAAUUAUGAAACAGAAAAGGAAUUAGGUAGAGGCAAGCGUAAAAAGAAUAAGAACCCAUUAUUUACUUCAGAUUCUGAUGAAGAUGAAGAAAAACGUGUAAAAAAAUCGACCAAAGCUGUUGUACCUCCUCCAAAUGUGCCACCACCUCUUCCUAAUGAUUUUUAUAAUACUGUCCCUACGUGUUCACAUGGCAAUGAAAGCCAGAAAAAGAAACUUGAUAUCAAAGUCAAUUUGCGUAAAUCCCGGAAGAUACCGAAACAGCAAACUCCUUCUCGCUUUAAUGUUAAAGAAAAAACACUACUUGUGCAAAAUGUAUUGGAUGCAAGGAAAAGGGCAACAGAGCAAUUGCAGAAAAAAUUAUGUUCGCAAUCACUUUCCAGUAACAAAGUUACUAACGCUUCAAAUUCAGAAGAAUUUCUGAAGAAACAAUCUCAGGAGCACCAAACUGAAUUACAGAUGCAAAUUGAGAGAUCGAAAUGUAAUAAACAGACAUUGUCUGAGGAUAAUGAAGUGACUAAGAAGAAUAACAAUAAAUUUCAACAGUCUGAGAAAUUCCUACCAUCGUUAUCGAAUAUUGAAAAGAAUUCAGAUUUUGAAGAUUUAGUUGACUUUACUAGUAGCACUGAAGACUCUGUCGCGAAUGAUACAACAAUCAAGGAACAUGUGGAUAUUCCCUCUAAAGCAGCAUCAAACUUGAAGCACAUGGAGUUAUCACAGUUUGACGACAAUAUUGAUAAGAGUCAGAAUUCUUCCUCUACGACGUCAGAGAGAAAAAAUAAAAUGCAAGAUUUGAAGUUUCACUUAUCUGACGCGGACAGGAAAUUAUUGGAGGAAAUAAGUCACAAAAUAGAUACAGUUAUAACGAAUCAAGGAAAACUAAACAGAUGUUUGCUUCCUCAGGAAAAGAAAAUACAGAAACCACAUAACAUGCCUUCUUUGCCUUUAUGUAACGAAAGUGAUGUCCAAGCAAUGGAGAAAUGGCUGUGUGAUUCUGAAAAUAACAUUGCUUUGUGUGAUUAUCUUACCUCUUUUGGAUCUACUAGUGAUGAAAGAAAAACUGCUACCAUAUUUAUGCAAAGAGUUAUGUAUAAUUCUUUGGCUAAAAAAUAUAAUUUUGAUGGCCAUGGUGAGAAAAGAGGCUUUAAAACACUGAAACUGUGGACAGUUAUUGAAGGGGCUUUAUCACUUAAAUUUCCGGACAGCGACCUUGAUACAGCACUUAAAACCAUAAAGUCAUGGCUACGAAAUGCUAGCGGUAGGAAACAAGAGAAAUGUAUUGGCUCUGAUAGUCAUUAGAAAAACAUUUUCUCUCGCCCACCUACCGAACACACACGUCCGAGCGAUAAAAGCGUGAAGGCGCGAGAGAAGGCCUGCUACGGAGUAAACAUCGGAAAUCAGAGCAACCGGAUGGAGCAACAAACUUGGGAAAGCGGACUCGAUUAGGGGCUAUCAUGAGCUGUAAGGAACGUGCGCGAACCAUCUUUCCGCAGAGAUGACUUUGUUAUCGUUGAUCUCA